Molecule: messenger RNA, 2816 nt
Organism: Cannabis sativa
Lineage: Eukaryota; Viridiplantae; Streptophyta; Magnoliopsida; Rosales; Cannabaceae
Product: pentatricopeptide repeat-containing protein At1g06143
Exons: 2
Coding region: 543-2312 (589 amino acids)
Biological process (GO): RNA modification
Molecular function (GO): protein binding; RNA binding
Source: RefSeq, a predicted model, not a curated record
CGAAGGGAAUAAAGAAUAGAGGAAUAAAACAAUAAAAAUGGGAUUUUAUUAGUCGAUUUCAUUUCUUGAAGGCCAAGACUCACAUUUUUUUUAAGAUACAUUUAUGGUAAUAGGAAAUUAGGAAGCCUUCAUAUUAAAUUGUAAUUACUCUUAACAAGUAGUGUAAUCCCAUUUUUUCCUUAUAGCUUUGAAAACUAUUCUAUAUUUGGUCUAAAAAAUAUAUUCACACAUCUAUUUUCUAUGUGUGACAAAAAUAUUCCAUAUCUCUUCACAGCACAGUAAUUAAUUCAAAGUAUUUUAGAAGAGUAAAUAAGAAUUUUCUCUUUUAUUCUCAACCUUUGAUUGUGCAUGGAAUUUCAUAAAAUUAGACUGUAAAUGCUUCUCUUAUUUGAUAGUAAUUAUCAAAAACAAUCAUAUCUUUUUGACUUUCUCCUUUUUUGGGGAAAGAAAUGGAGGCAUCUCUCUCUCCUCAGUGCUCUCUUGGUGUCCGUACAAGAGCCAAACAACAAAGACAACAGCAACAGCAAAAUGAGUGUUAAAAGAUGAAAAGAAGAAGCUGUUUGAGUUUGAACCAACUUUUUAAUCGGAAACCUCUUCAGCUUCAGCAAUCCUAUUCUUUUUCUUUGUCUCAAAAUCAAAAUCAAAAUCAUGGAUCCCUUGCUGAACAGAUCAAGAAAUGUUCGAGGUUGGUUGAGCUAGAACAUGUCUAUGCUUACAUGGUGAAGACUGGAACAAGUCAAGAUGCUUUCUUGACUAAUCAAUUUAUAACUGCAGCAUCUUCCACCUUCUCUCGUAUAGAUUAUGCUGUUUUAGCCUUUCACCAUAUGGACUCCCCUAAUGCUAAUGUCUUCGUCUAUAAUUCCAUGAUUAAAGGCUUUGUGCGUUGUGGAUAUCCCAAUAGAGCUUUGCAGUGUUAUAUUAAUAUGUUGGGAGCUAAGGUUUUUCCCACUAGCUAUACAUUUUCAUCACUCAUUAGAGCUUGCACCUUGUUAUUUGCACUGGGGUUUGGGGAAGCUGUUCAUGCACAUAUUUGGAGAAAUGGGUUUGACUCACAUGUGUUUGUUCAAACUGCCAUGAUUGAUUUUUAUUCAAAUUUAUGUAAGAUCAAAGAAGCCAGAAGGGUGUUUGAUGAAAUGCUUGAAAGAGAUUCUUAUGCAUGGACUACCAUGAUUUCUGCACACGCCCGGGCUGGUGAUAUGAUUUCUGCACGGAAACUGUUUGAAACAAUACCUGAAAGCAAUAUGGCCACUUGGAAUAUCAUGAUAGAUGGAUAUGCUAGAUUAGGGGAUGUGUUGUCUGCAGAAUUGAUGUUCAAUUUGAUGCCUUUAAGGGAUUUAAUUUCAUGGACAACCUUGAUUACUUGCUAUAUGCAGAACAAGAAAUAUAGAGAAGCUCUGGCAGUGUUCAAAGAAAUGAUGAAACAUGGUGUUAGACCUGAUGGAGUGACCAUGGCAACUAUUAUUUCCUCUUGUGCUCAUAUUGGGGCUCUCCAAUUGGGAAAGGAGAUACAUCUUUAUGUCAUGCAAAAUGGAUUUGAACUUGAUGUUUAUUUAGGAUCUGCAUUGAUUGAUAUGUAUGCAAAGUGUGGGGACUUAGAUAAGUCUUUGCUGGUUUUCUUCAAAUUGCACAACAAAAACCUCUUCUGUUGGAACUCGAUAAUUGAAGGACUUGCCAGUCAUGGAUUCGCAAAAGAAACUCUAAUAAUGUUUAGAAAGAUGGAAGAGGAGAAUAUCAAACCGAAUGGUGUUACCUUUAUCAGUCUUCUAAGCGCUUGCACUCAUGCCGGGCUUGUUGACGAAGGCCGUCUGAGGUUUUCAAGCAUGGCAAAGGAUUAUUCUAUCACUCCAGCAGUUGAACACUAUGGGUGCAUGGUUGAUCUACUUAGCAAAGCUGGACUGCUUGAAGAAGCACUAGAUAUAAUAAGAAGUAUGAAAGUUGAACCCAACAAUGUUGUUUGGGGGGCCCUGUUAGGUGGAUGUAAGCUUCAUAGAAACAUGACUAUUGGUCAGAUUGCUGUCAAUGAAUUAAUGGUAUUGGAGCCAAACAAUAGUGGUUAUUAUCACCUUUUAGUGAACAUGUAUGCUGAAGAGAAUCGGUGGAAAGAGGUUUCAAAGAUAUGGACAACAAUGAAGGGCCUUGGAGUGGAAAAGAGAUGUCCUGGGUCCAGUUGGAUUGAAAUACAAAGCAAAAUUCACCAGUUUGCUGCAUCUGAGAAUGCUCAUUUAGCUUGUCCCGAAGUCUACAAGCUGUUGGGUGAAUUAGAUGGACAACUUAAACUCUCUAAGUCUGUACCAGAACUCAGUUUUACCUAAAGAAAGACAAACUUAAUGUGUACAAAUGACUCUGGCUGAAAAGGAUGAUGAAAUGGGGUAGCUAAUAUGACUUGAGACAACAUCUUAUAUGCUAUAGCUUUAAAAAUAGCUGUAGUGCACUCAGAGAGACUCUCCUGCAGACAGACAAAGCAAGUGUAGAAGAACCAUUCUAACAUGACUGAUGCUAAGUUGGCAAUUCUUCUUGUGAAAUCGCUGAAAUUAAUGGUGCUUAUCUUUCUGGUUGAAUUUUUGUUUCGGUUGCGUGGUUGCGCGAUGGUUGCCCAAGAAGCAUGGAUCCUGGGUUGAAGGUGUGUGUAAGUAGUAUUUGUGUAAUUUUUUUUUAUUUAGGCUGUAUAUUUGUUUAUUUGACCAGUUAGAAGUAUUUUUGUAAUAUUGUUGCUUUUUUUUUUUGUUAAAACUGAUAAAAUCCCUAAAUUAUAUUGUUUAUUUGAGGGCUUUGAAAACCUAUUUUGUUCAUCCACAAGAAGAAAAACUUUCUGCUUU